Temnothorax curvispinosus is the source of this 1670-nucleotide messenger RNA. RefSeq names its product serine protease snake-like. Gene Ontology annotation, biological process: proteolysis. Gene Ontology annotation, molecular function: serine-type endopeptidase activity. The record is from RefSeq and is a predicted model, not a curated record. Lineage: Eukaryota; Metazoa; Arthropoda; Insecta; Hymenoptera; Formicidae. The coding region runs from base 105 to 1640 and encodes 511 amino acids. The transcript has 5 exons.
CGCACGCAGAUUCCACCGCCGUUAAUCGUCGCAAAUACAUCAGUUUAUCUCCGUCGCUAAAUGCCUUGACAUUGAAUACUCUGUAUCCUUGUGUCUCUUCAGUGAUGGAUUUUUGUUUCGACCUGGUUUCGAUCUUCCUGAUCCUUGAUGUGGUUUUCAUCCGGUCCGCUGAUGGUUUUCCGAAGAACUUAAACAAAGUUCAACUCAGUUCGGGCAUCGGCAGCAAUCCUUUUCUCCAACCGUCCGCGAAUGUUCCUAGUGCUCAAAAUCGGAAUCCUUUCCUGCAACCGGUGAACAGCAACCACAAUGGAAAUGGAAACCCGUUCUUAUCAAAUAGCUUUACAUCACCAACUUCUAUGUCCAGUAAUAAUUAUAAUCCCACUCCUAAUAGUAUGCAACCGGUAAACAGCAACUAUGGAAACGGAAACCCGUUCUUGUCAAAUAGCUUUACAUCACCGACUUCUAUGUCUAAUAAUAAUAAUUAUAAUCCCACUCCUAAUAGUAUAAAUAACGAUCUCUUUCCUAAUAUUAUGAACAAUCCCUUCUUGAACCAGUUGAACCCUCCUAAAACCAUUAUAGAUACAAGGGUUGAUACAGAUUCUUCCAGUUCAUCAAGACCCGAUACACAAAGCCAUUACACACAACCAGUAUUUAAUACACCAACACCAGUUGAUGAUUUUACAACGUCUCCUACGCGUACUCCUCCUAAAAUUCAACCUCCAAUCUCACGUCCAUUAUUGGAGGAUCUGAUACCCAUGAAGAUCAGUCCAGUGAAAACGAUAUCAGAAAUUAAGUGCGAUGAAUAUGUGGGAGAAAUUGCGGGCACGACCCCGAUAACGUCUCUGACUGGUUCAUCGUCGGCCGUGAUCGAGGUGAAUAAUGUCUGUGAGAACACGAAUCGCUUGGUAGUCGGUGGCAUCGAGGCCCGGGUCGGCGAGUUCCCUCACAUGGUCGCCCUAGGUAGAAGCGGUUCCGAAUUCAUUCUGAUGUGCGGCGGGACGCUGAUUUCACAUACCUGGGUUCUUUCCGCUGCGCAUUGUACUUAUGGGCCAGACGGCGGCCCAACUCACGCAAGGAUAGGCUUCCACAGAUUGGCGGACCAGGAAGGCGUCACAGUUGCCGUUAAAAAUACGACGAGACAUCCAGAUCACAAGCCACCCGCGAUGUAUGCGGACAUAGCUUUGGUGCAGCUUGUGAACGACGUCACGUUUAGCACAUCUGUACGACCCGCGUGUCUUUAUCAGCAAUACGAUACCGUGCCUAGCAAGGCUUGGAUUAGCGGCUGGGGCCUUAAAGAAUUUGGUGGAGAAGUUAGCGAUCGACUGCAAAAAGCUCAACUGGAUCUGGUAGACAAUCUGUUUUGCACAAAACGGCACAACAGUUCCAUAGAAGUUCCACACGGUGUCACACCGAGUAUGAUCUGUGCCGGCGAUCCUGAUGGCAACUGGACCAGAGACACUUGCCAAGGAGAUUCGGGUGGUCCUCUGCAAAUAAUCCAUCCUACGAGCCAGUGUCUCUUCCAAGUGAUCGGUAUCACCAGCUUCGGUCAGGGCUGCGCGAUCAUCGACAUCCCCGGCGUUUAUACCAGAGUUUCCCAUUAUCUUCCAUGGAUCGAAGAUAUUGUCUGGCCACGAAAAUAAUAAUCGCAAUUUAUCCGACUUUUACGAAAG